Molecule: messenger RNA, 1270 nt
Organism: Bombus terrestris (buff-tailed bumblebee)
Lineage: Eukaryota; Metazoa; Arthropoda; Insecta; Hymenoptera; Apidae
Product: N-acetylneuraminate lyase
Exons: 7
Coding region: 446-1204 (252 amino acids)
Biological process (GO): N-acetylneuraminate catabolic process
Molecular function (GO): N-acetylneuraminate lyase activity; 4-hydroxy-tetrahydrodipicolinate synthase activity
Source: RefSeq, a predicted model, not a curated record
CGUGCGAUCGUUACGUUUCAGUCGAUGCCAAGACACGGAGUAAGAUGCGAGUAUUUCAUAGCGAGUAGUAAUUUUGUGAAUUUUUAAACAUGUCUGCAUUUAAUACGAAAAAAUCAGGAAAAUCGAUAAUUACGAGUGGGAAUCGAUAGUGAAACUACAUAAAAAGAAAGAUCUUAUCGAGAAAUUGCGAAACAUGCGAGGAAAUGUGGUUGACUGUACGCUACAUAAUUUAGAAAUGGAAAAACGAAAGGGAUAGUAUCCUAUAAUAACGCUACAGGACGAAGGAAGAAACGAUCUUCCAGAGGAGAGAAGAGAAGUUUAUUAUAGGGAAACACGUAGCGCAAGAACUUUAAACUUGUCGAUUAUACCGCAAUAUGCCGACUAUUUGGCGAAGGAAAAAGUCACCGGUGUUCUUGUAAAUGGAACGACCGGGGAAGGGCCAUCCAUGACUACGAGCGAAAGAAAAUUAGUUGCCGAGGCGUGGGCAAAUGCCGUGAAAACAACGAAGCAACAUUUGAUGAUUCAAGUGGGCGGUACAUCUCUUCCCGAUGUUCUUGAACUUGCAAAACACGCUGAAAACAUUAAAGCAGAUUCUAUUCUCUGUCUACCGGAGUUAUACUUCAGCCCAAGCACUUCCGACCAAUUGAAGGAUUAUUUGAAGCUAGUCAGUUCAGCAGCUCCAAAUACACCGCUUCUGUAUUAUCAUAUUCCGAGCUUGACUAACGUUAAUGUGCAUAUGGCGCAGUUUCUUGAAUCUGUUAACGAAGAGGAGAUUCCAACUUUCGUAGGAAUAAAAUUCACAAGCUCUAGCUUAGACGAAGGUGUUCAAGCUUUUCACGUUGGUAACAAUAAAUUCGCCGUAUUUCUCGGAAACGAUCAGUUGAUAACCGCUGCUUGUGCAUUAGGAAUGAAUUCUUUUAUAACAACAGGUUCAAAUAUGUUCUCCGAAAUUGUACUCGAAACUCUUGCAGCCGGUCUUGCAGGAAACGUCGUGAAAGGAAAAGAAACGCAACAACGUUUGACAAACGCUGUGAUGAACGUAUCGAAAUAUGGAACCUGGGUAGAGACCAUGAAACCAGCAAUGACUCUGUUAACGAGCAUCAAUCCUGGACCUCCACGUGCACCUCUGAAACCUUUGUCUGUUCAAACUGUGGCAUCAAUGGCAAAAGAUUUACAAAAUUUAGGAUUUAACGUAAAACUCUAAUGUAUCAAAAAGGGCACGGAAAUAAUGUUUACCAUUAUCUUUCCAAAUAAAAUUUAUGCAAAAUAA